CCAAGACAAUGGCCAAGAACAAACUAAGAGGGCAGAAGUCCAGGAAUGUAUUUCAUAUAGCCAGCCAAAAAAAUUUUAAGACUAAAAACAAAGCAAAACCAGUUAUCACUAAUCUUAAGAAGAUAAACACUGUAAGUGAUGAAAAACCAGUUAAUGUUGAUGAAGCAACAAGAUUAAUGGUUCAGCUAUAA
Messenger RNA from Lutra lutra (Eurasian river otter), 191 nucleotides. Its product is annotated as ribosomal biogenesis factor-like. NCBI's taxonomy places the organism in Eukaryota, Metazoa, Chordata, Mammalia, Carnivora, Mustelidae. The transcript is spliced from 2 exons. Gene Ontology annotation, cellular component: nucleolus. Bases 9 to 191 code for a protein of 60 amino acids. Gene Ontology annotation, biological process: ribosome biogenesis. The record is from RefSeq and is a predicted model, not a curated record.